Messenger RNA from Setaria italica (foxtail millet), 5948 nucleotides. Its product is annotated as E3 ubiquitin-protein ligase UPL3. The record is from RefSeq and is a predicted model, not a curated record. The transcript is spliced from 19 exons. Gene Ontology annotation, biological process: proteasome-mediated ubiquitin-dependent protein catabolic process; protein polyubiquitination. Gene Ontology annotation, molecular function: protein binding; ubiquitin protein ligase activity. NCBI's taxonomy places the organism in Eukaryota, Viridiplantae, Streptophyta, Magnoliopsida, Poales, Poaceae. The coding region runs from base 22 to 5586 and encodes 1854 amino acids.
CCCUUCCAUAGAAGGGGGAGGAUGGGGUGCGUGUCCUCGGCGUUGCUGGAGGAAGGCGGCGAGGACGACCGCCGCCGCAUCAUCUCCCACCACCACAUCGUCUCCCUCACAUCCUCCACCUACGGCAUCCUCACCUACAACUCCUCCUCCUCCUCCUCUCCCACCUCCGCUGCUGCUGCGCCUCCGCCGCCUCCUCCUCCUCCCCCUCCUCCCCAAACGAAGCCGGAUGAGGUCAUCAACUCCUGGGAGCUCAUGGCCGGCCUCCACGACCCCUCCACCCCGGCAAGGCCUCCCUUGCCUCCCAGUCCAUCUAGUUCCUCGUGCAAGCCCGACCGCCGCCGCCGCAUCCGCUUCCCCCUCCGCCCAAUCGACGGCAACGCUCCCAGCGGAAAGCCUCCAUCCGCGUCCGUGCUGCUCUACACCACCUCCCUCCGCGGGGUCCGCGCCACCUUCGAGGCCUGCAACGCCGUCCGCGCCGCGCUCCAGGCCCACGGCGACGAGUCGCGCCAGCUCCAGUCCCUCAUGCAGCUCUGCGAGAUGCUCUCCAUCGGCACCGAGGACUCCCUCGCCGCCUUCCCAGUCGACGCCUUCGUCCCCAUCCUCGUCGGCAUGCUCGGCCGCGAGGACGAGCCUGCCACCGCCGGCGCCAGCCCUGACGUCAUGCUGCUCGCCGCGCGGGCCCUUGCCAACCUCGUCGACGUGCUCCCCUCCUCCUGCUCCGCGGUCGUGCACUACGGGGCCAUACAGUGUUUCUGUGCUCGCCUGCUAACCAUCGAGUACAUGGACCUCGCCGAGCAGUCUCUACAAGCUCUUAAGAAGAUCUCUCUGGAGCACCCAACCGCGUGUCUGCGUGCUGGGGCGCUAAUGGCUGUCCUAUCGUAUCUCGACUUCUUCUCCACUGGUGUUCAGAGAGUAGCAUUGUCUACCGCUGCAAAUAUCUGCAGGAAGCUGCCGUCCGAUGCUUCCGAGUUUGUCAUGGAAGCUGUCCCUCUGCUCACGAAUCUCCUGAACCACCAUGAUUCCAAGGUACUGGAGCAUGCUUCUGUUUGUUUGACACGCAUUGCUGAAGCUUUCGCCCAUUACCCGGAGAAGCUUGAUGAGCUCUGCAAUCACGGAUUGGUUGCUCAAGCUGCUAGCUUGAUAUCUGUUGGCAACUCCUCAGGCCAGGCAUCACUGAGUACAUCCACAUACACAGGCUUAAUCCGUCUUCUCUCAAUAUGUGCAAGUGGAUCACUGCUGGCAGUUAAAACACUACUUCUUCUUGGGAUCAGCGGCACUCUUAAAGACAUCCUUUCUGGCUCUGGUUUGAUUUCUGGAACGUCAGUGGCCCCUGCUCUAACAAGGCCCGCUGAUCAGAUGUUUGAGAUAGUGAGCCUUGCUGAUGAUUUGCUUCCACAUAUGCCUGCGAGAAUCAUCAAUUUGCCAACGUACUACCAUGCUUAUAAAAGCUCUUCAACAAAGAAAUCUGCUUCCAUCAAACAAGAUGGGGCUGGUUCAAGUUCAACAGAAAACGAGAGGUCUGGCCGUGAGAGGCUAUUGCGUGAGCACCCUGAACUUCUACAGCAGUUUGGUAUGGAUUUGUUACCGACGAUGACACAGGUGUAUGGUUCUAGUGUAAAUGCACCGAUACGUCACAAGUGCUUAUCGAUUAUUGGGAAGUUAAUGUACUACAGCUCCGCUGAAACAAUCCAAUCUCUCCUUGGCACAACAAACAUAUCCAGCUUCCUCGCAGGCAUUCUUGCAUGGAAAGAUCCCCAAGUGUUGAUUCCUGCUCUUCAGAUAGCAGAAAUAAUGAUGGAAAAGCUUCCAGAGACAUUUUCUAAGCUGUUUGUGAGGGAAGGUGUUGUUCAUGCUGUGGAGUCACUUAUAUGUGCAGAAUCCUCCAAUGCACUGCCUUCUCAGGUACCACCGCAGGAUAAAGAUAAUGAUUCUCCCAUGCCGUCACGUUCUAGGCGUCAACGCAGGCGUGGGGGUGCUGUGCCAGCAGAAAACAGUUCAUUAGAUGAAUCAAACAGUUCCAAUCUUGGGGUUACCUGCUCAACAACAAGCACUUCCGAAGUUCCAAACACCAGCCUGCGAUUUGCAGUUAGCGAUCAUGCAAAGUCUUUCAAAGAUAAAUACUUCCCGACGGACACUGAUUCAAGUGAUAUUGGAGUUACUGAUGACCUUCUUAAACUGAGAGCACUCUGCACAAAGUUCAAUACUGCAAUUGAGAAUGCCAAAACAAAAGCCAAAGGGAAAUCAAAAGCUGUAAGUGCCGAUUGUUUUGACAUCUCAUUUGAUGUGGAAGAACAAUUAGACGAAGUGAUAUCUGAAAUGCUCGGUGAGCUUAGCAAAGUUAAUGGUGUCUCCACAUUUGAGUUCAUUAGAAGUGGAGUUGUCACAUCAUUGCUUGACUAUUUGUCCUGUGGGACGUUUGGGAAGGAAAAGGUAUCUGAAGGAAACCUACCACAGCUUCGUCAGCAGGCCCUUAGGCGAUACAAGUCCUUCAUAUCUGUUGCCCUUUCUAUUGAUCAUGAAAGGGAUGGAACUCCCAUGGCACUGUUGGUUCAAAAACUACAAAGUGCAUUGUCUUCGUUGGAACGUUUCCCCGUUGUGCUUAGCCAGUCUAGCAGGAUUGGUAUUGGAGGCUCCCGUCUGACCUCAGGUCUUAGUGCUCUGGCUCAGCCCUUCAAGUUGCGUCUGUCACGAGCUCAAGGUGAAAAAUCACUUCGGGAUUAUUCAUCAAAUAUUGUGCUUAUUGACCCAUUUGCCAGUCUAGCAGCUGUUGAAGACUUCCUUUGGCCCAGAGUUCAGCGCAGUGAGGUUGCUUCGAAGCCUAUAGUUCCAUCUGGAAAUAAUUCUGAAUCAGGGGUUCCUGGCACCACAGCUGGUGCAUCAUUAACAGCUGCAACAGCUCAUUCUGGUCGGCGUCCAACAACAAGAUCAAAAUCAUCUGCUGCAAGUAGUGGUACAUCUAAAAAGGAUGCUCAUGAUGAAAGCACUAGUACUGCCAAAGGAAAAGGCAAAGCUAUAGUAAAACCGAACUCAGAUGAAUCAAAGGGACCUAAUACCAGGAACGCUGCCCGCCAAAAAUCUGCUUCAGAGAAGGAUUCAGAAAUGAAGCGAGCGCAUGGUCACAGUAGCUCUGAGGAUGAAGAGCUUGACACAUCUCUCGUUGAGAUUGAUGAUGCUUUAAUGAUCGAUGAUGAUGACAUUUCAGAGGAUGACGAUGAUGAUCAUGAGGUUCUCCAAGAAGGGUCUCUUCCUAUCUGUUCUCAAGAUGGUGUGCAUGACGUGAAAUUGGGUGAUGCUGAUGAGAACAUUGGGUCAGCCAGUUUUAGCCAGGCGCAGCCGUCAUCUGGCUCCAUUGCUAGAAACACAUCUAGCAGGGGACCAGAUUCUUCUGAAUUUCGAAGUGCAAGCACAUUUGGUUCACGAGGUGCAAUGUCAUUUGUUGCUGCAACGAUGGCUGGGCUGGCUUCUGUCGGUGGUCGCAGUGUUAGAGGUAGCCGAGAUCGGCGUGGUCUGUCACUUGGAGGUAGCAUGAGUGAUCACAAUAAACUCGUAUUCACUGCUGGUGGGAAGCAGCUCAGCAAACAUUUGACAGUGUAUCAAGCUAUCCAACGUCAAUUGAUGCUUGAUGAGGAUGAUGAAGAAAGGUUCAAUGGAUCUGAUUUAUCCAAUGAUGGAAACCGCUUCUGGGGUGAUGUGUUCACAAUAACGUACCAGAAGGCUGAUAACCAAGCUGAGAAGGGAUCCCAGGGGGGUUCCACCUCAUUAAACUCAAAAUCAGAUUCUUGCAGGUCUAUCUCGGAAAUGCAGGGUGUUUCUCUUCUUGAUAGCAUCUUACAAGGAGAACUCCCUUGUGAUCUUGAGAGAACAAACUCAACAUACAACAUUUUAGCACUGUUACGUGUACUGGAUGGGCUUAAUCAGUUAUCCUCUCGUUUAAGAGCACAAGGAGCAUCUGAUGAUUUUGCUGAGGGAAAAAUCAGGACCCUUGAUGAGCUAUAUAGAACUGGAGCCAAGGUACCUUCCGAGGAGUUUGUCAAUAGUAAGUUGACGCCAAAGCUUGCUCGGCAAAUGCAGGAUGUUCUUGCACUCUGUAGUGGCAGUUUACCUUCUUGGUGCUAUCAAAUGACCAAGGCCUGCCCAUUUCUGUUUCCUUUUGAGACAAGGAGGCAGUACUUCUACUCCACAGCCUUUGGGUUGUCACGAGCAUUGAAUCGACUCCAGCAACAGCAGAGUGACAAUCACAGCUCUGGUGGUGAAAGAGAGGUCCGGUUUGGCAGGUUACAACGCCAGAAAGUUCGUGUUUCCCGUAACCGUAUUCUGGAUUCUGCUGCUAAAGUUAUGGAGAUGUUCUCCAGUCAGAGGGCUGUUCUUGAGGUGGAAUACUUUGGUGAAGUUGGGACCGGGCUGGGGCCUACUUUGGAGUUUUAUACUCUUUUAAGCCAUGAACUACAAAGUUCUCAGCUGGGGUUAUGGAGAUCUACUUCUCCAUAUGAUUCAGGAUUGCAAAUUGAUAGGAGCGAUGCAAUUAAUUUAGACCCUGAAGAUGGCUUAUCAGGAAAAGAACUCAACUCAGACUUACCUGGUGAUGGCAGGCAUUUGAUACAAGCUCCUCUCGGAUUGUUUCCUCGGCCUUGGCCACCUAAAGCGGAUUCUUCAGAAGGUACCAGAUUCUUCAAAGUUUUGGAGUAUUUCCGCUUAAUCGGUCAAGUGAUGGCAAAAGUCUUGCAAGAUGGCAGACUUUUAGAUUUGCCUUUAUCAACUGCGUUUUAUAAGCUGAUCCUUGGACAGGAGCUUGAUUUGUUUGACAUAGUCUCAUUUGAUUCUGAGUUUGGGAAGACAUUGCAAGAACUGCGAGUUCUUGUUGAACGAAAGAAGUUCCUUGAGUCCACUCCUGGCGAGAAUCAGCUUGAAGUUGCAGACUUGCGUUUCCGUGGUGCUGCUAUUGAAGAUUUGUGUUUAGAUUUUACUCUUCCGGGUUAUCCUGAUUAUGUUCUUAAAGAGGGUGAAGGAAGCACAAUUGUUAACAUUUACAACUUAGAAGAGUAUAUUAGUUUGCUAGUGGAUGCUACAGUUAAGUCAGGGAUAAAGCGACAGAUUGAGGCAUUUAGAUCAGGGUUUAAUCAGGUUUUUGACAUCUCGUCCCUCCAAAUAUUUUCACCUCAAGAACUUGACUAUCUAAUAUGUGGCCGACAAGAAAUUUGGGAGCCGGAAUCCCUGGUGGAUAACAUAAAAUUUGAUCAUGGGUAUACUGCUAAAAGUCCUGCGAUCGUGAAUCUGCUUGAGAUUAUGGUGGAAUUCACCCCUGAGCAGCAGCAUGCGUUCUGCCAGUUUGUAACUGGUGCUCCUCGCCUUCCACCUGGUGGUUUGGCGGCCCUUAGUCCCAAGCUUACAAUUGUUAGGAAGCAUCCUUCAAGUGUGGUAAAUACUUCAAAUUCAACUGGGGUGACAGAGCCUGCGGAUGAUGAUUUGCCUAGUGUGAUGACGUGCGCUAAUUAUCUGAAGCUGCCUCCGUACUCCACAAAAGAAAUCAUGCGCAAGAAGCUGCUUUAUGCAAUCCUGGAAGGCCGAGGAUCAUUUGAUCUUUCAUAAAUGAUAUUAUGUCCGAACUAACAUACAGGGGUCAAUUUAUGUAGCAGAAUUAGUUUCUUGGUUGGUCCCUCUAACAUAGGUUGAGGUUACUAGCCGCCCAGCAGACUGCUUCAAGGGUGAGAACCAGGUCCUCAAUCUGAUGCAGAGGGCAGGCUAGGCUGUAGCCGCUUGAGGAGUGCACCAACAAGAACAGAAAUCUCUCUCGUUUUCGGUACAUGUAAAUAAAAAAGGAAUUUUUGUUCCAGAAUUUGUACCUGGUUGUGUCGAUCCAGAAUUUCAAUCUUUGUAAACAAAAAGCAACCUGUACAUGUGUGAUAACUGACUGAUAAUAAAUGUGGUGCGGACGUGCCCUUCUGUCGAGA